This is a messenger RNA of Solanum verrucosum, 957 nucleotides long. Its product is annotated as truncated transcription factor CAULIFLOWER A-like. The record is from RefSeq and is a predicted model, not a curated record. Gene Ontology annotation, cellular component: nucleus. Gene Ontology annotation, molecular function: protein dimerization activity; RNA polymerase II cis-regulatory region sequence-specific DNA binding; DNA-binding transcription factor activity, RNA polymerase II-specific. Gene Ontology annotation, biological process: positive regulation of transcription by RNA polymerase II. The coding region runs from base 47 to 652 and encodes 201 amino acids. Lineage: Eukaryota; Viridiplantae; Streptophyta; Magnoliopsida; Solanales; Solanaceae. The transcript is spliced from 7 exons.
CUAGAGAUAUGAAAUUUGUGGAUUAGGGCUUUUCAUCAGCGAAAAAAUGGGGCGAAGAAAGGUAGAAAUUAAGCGAAUCCAAGAUAAAAACUGCAGGCAAGUUGCUUUUUGUAAACGGAGAAAAGGUUUAUUGAAGAAAGCAAAAGAAAUUUCCAUUCUCUGCGAUGUCGAUGUUGCGGUUGUUAUCAUCUCGAAUCGUGGCAGGCUCCAUGAAUUCUCCAGCAAUAACAGUCUGUCAGGGAUGCUUCAACGAUAUGAAAGUCAUGUUGAUGCCGAAAAAGAGAUCAAUGCAGAAAUCCAGGUCGCAGAGCACUCGAAAUACUCAGGGUUCACAACAAUGGGAGAACUGCUACAAACAACAGAAAGGCAACUCGAGGAAACAAAUGCUGAUGGUCUCACUGUGACUGACCUUAUGCAUUUGGAAAACGAACUUCAAACUGCUCUAAUAAAAGUCAGAUCUAGAAAGACACAUUUGAUGCUUGAAUGUGCUAAGGAUCUUCAUGAGAAGGGAAAACUGCUGCAAGAGGAAAAGAAACAGCUGGAGGACAAUAUAGCUAGUAUCAAGAAAAACACAAAAGUGAAUGAGAUGUCUGACCUUCCAGCACCCCACAUAAUUAGUGGACAACAGAGAGUUACCCUGAAUUUCCUCUAGUGAUUAUCGUUGUAUUCGUCGAAAAGCCUUGCUUGUGCACCAGAGGAACCUGCAAAAUUCGUUUAAUAAAACUAAUUAUUCAUCCUUGUUCUUGUUUCCAUUGGAUGAUGAUUAAGUUAUUUCUCUACUUUGAACAUAUACUAAAGGGUGACUUAUAUGCCUAUUUUUCCCUCUUUAAGUUGUAUAAUGUAUUUGAAAUUCAUUCUUCACAAGUACCCUGCACAUUAUUUCUUUGGAGAUUGUUAUGACUUUUUUGUGAAGAGGAAUACUGCAAAAGUAAAUAUAUGUGUCAUUUAAGUUGGGUU